AGUAGAUCUGUGCAUGAAGGACUCUGCCGGAGACGGCAUGAGCAAUGGCCAAGAGCUCGGCGAUCCUAACUUUGUGUGGAUAAGCAAUGCAACUCCUGAACGCACAACGGACAUUACCCAUCCAGGUCAAUGCUCAGUGUUGUGUGAUCGUUGUCAGUAUUUAAGCCACGUCUCCAAGGGCACAUGAGGGGAGUGUGUGCGGAGGGCGCGGCCCAGCCUGGGUGGAAAUUUUACCUUAUACUAAUACUGAGGAAUUAUAUAAUGUUUUAUUCUUUAUUCUUUAUAUCAACCAACUGCAACGUUGUUUCAUAGAAGAGGGUGGCAAAAAAAGUAUGAUCCAUACUUGGCGACAAAAUCCCAGGCUCCGGCAACGCAAGCCUCACUUCUGGUGUGCAUCGUUUUACACGUUGGUGUUUCACGAACGGUGUGCACCUUUGUUAGAACUUGGGGAAUGUUCCAGCACUUUCUGGACACCGAAUUUAAAUGUGUCACCAUUUUCUGGACACAACUUAAAUGUUUCAUCAUUUGCUGGACACAACUUAAAUGUUUCAUCAUUUUCUGGACACAACUUAAAUGUGUCGAAAUUUUAUGGACACAGAACUUAAAUGUUUCAUCAUUUUCUGGACACAACUUAAAUGUGUCACCAUUUUCUGGACACAGAGCUUAAAUGUUUCAUCAUUUUCUGGACACAACUUAAAUAUGUCACCAUUUUCUGGACACAACUUAAAUGUUUCAUUAUUUUCUGGACACAACUUAAAUGUGUCGAAAUUUUAUGGACACAGAACUUAAAUGUUUCAUCAUUUUCUGGACACAACUUAAAUGUGUCGAAAUUUUAUGGACACAGAACUUAAAUGUUUCAUCAUUUUCUGGACACAACUUAAAUGUGUCACCAUUUUCUGUACACAACUUAAAUGUUUCAUCAUUUUCUGGACACAUCUUAAAUGUGUCGAAAUUUUAUGGACACAGAACUUAAAUGUUUCAUCAUUUUCUGGACACAACUUAAAUGUGUCGAAAUUUUAUGGACACAGAACUUAAAUGUGUCACCAUUUUCUGGACACAACUUAAAUGUUUCAUCAUUUUCUGGACACAACUUAAAUGUUUCAUCAUUUUCUGGACACAACUUAAAUGUGUCACCAUUUUAAGGACACAUAACCUAAAUGUUUCACCAAUAGUUUAUGCUCAAGGGAUCAUCCUAAAAAUUAUCGGAGUCAAGACCUAAGAUCAUUGUACCGGUAUGUUCGUCAGGGUACAGCACUUACGUCAGACCGCGUCACAGCCACAGUUUUAUUCAUUCUUCUCAUUUUUGUAAGUCGCCAUCUUUAACUCUUUCUUUAAACUCUGUCCAAUCUUUUUUACAUCCCUCUCUACCUCUCUACGCCAGGUGGUUUUUGGGGGUCCUUCCGGUCGUCCGAAUCCUUGGGAUUCCCGCACAAGUUCAUGCUUAGUCAUAUUUGGCAUAUGUUAUUAUUUUAUAUCGGACAUGUCCAUGUACACUUGCUUUUCUCAAUUUCUCGCUCCACUGGUUUUUGUGCUAACCACUCUCUCCACACUUGAUCUUAAAGAAUCUACGUAGGUAAUUUUUAACGAAGACUUAACAGUUUUUUCCCAUCUCUCUUUGUUGAUCAUCAACUCAGAACUCAUUUAACAUUCUAGUAAUAAUUCUAGUUUGUUUUUCUUUCUACUUAACUGUUCCUUUUUUUCAAGAAUAAAACUAUUUUGUGAAGCAAAAUCGGAGCCCAAAUCGUUACGAAACACACUUAUUCCUAGUUGGGUACAAUGAGCAAAGUCUCCUCGAGAUCUCCAUCUCAUAACAGCUCAGUUCUUUUGUUUUGUCUUCAUUUAUUGCAAGUCCCAUCCGUCUGGAAAUUAAAUCAAGCGCUUUAGCUUUAUCUUAUAUUUGUUUAUUUUGCCCUUUGGGAUACAUUUUUGUGUUAUCUGCUAAGUCUAAAUCUUCUAGUUGAUAAGAGAUUGAUAUCAUGUGACGAGCCACUCUUUACGGCAGACUAGUCUUUGUUGAACAUGUAAAGCGUUUUCAGUACGUCUGUACGGAGCCAUAGGGCUCUGUGACGCCUAGUCCAACUCAAUGAAAUGGGACAACAAUUUGUUGUGUUGAAAGAAAAUAAGCCUUAUAAAAACACGAUAAGAAUCGACCUCGACGUUUCUGGUUGAGCGAUUCUUCGAUUCACGCUAUCAUAUGACUAAAUGGUACAUACGAAUUAUAUUUGUUGACAGCUUUGUUUCGGGUUCAGACGCACUAACCUAAUUAGAUUUCUUGUUAUAGUAUUUAAAAGGUGAGGCCCAGCUUUUAGACACACGAACCUGUAACCUGUACCACCACAACACCUUCAACGUCCCAGAAAUGUGUUAAGGAAAACGUAUGAAUAGGUUUUGUCAAAUAGAAUAUAAUGAAAGGGUUUUUGAAUGUUCACUACCCUGGUACACACAGUAGCACUGAAAACAACUAAACUAGUACACAUAGUAGCACUUACUACUUAACUAGUACACAUAGUAGCACUGACAACGCAACUAGUACACAUAGUAGUGCUGACAACAUAACUAGUACACAUAUUAGCACUGACAACGCAACUAGUACACAUAGUAGUGCUGACAACGCAACUAGUACAUAUAAUAGCACCGACAACGCAACUAGUACACAUAGUAGCACCGACAUCGCAACUAGUACACAUAGUAGCACCGACAACGCAACUAGUACACAUAGUAGCACUGACAACGCAACUAGUACACAUAGUAGCACUGACAACGCAGCUAGUACACAUAGCAGCACUGACAACGCAACUAGUACACAUAGUAGCACUGACAACGCAACUAGUACACAUAGUAGCACUGACAACGCAACUAGUACACAUAGUAGCACUAACAACAACAUCGAUAUUAUAUCUCUUUUUUAUGUGACGGACAGAUAUUGCGUACACGAUAGAAUUGUUUAGAACUUCGCACUGAUAGUGAAUUAUUUAGAAUUAAGUACACAAAGUGAAAGAUCUAGAUUAACAUCUCGUGGUCAAAUAUCUAUAUUCUAGAAUUUGCACACACGGGGACUGACCUAGAAUAUAAUACAUGUUUUAUUGGAGGUUACAUUGGCCAAUGACCACAUGUGGCCACCGAACACAAAUAUUGGGAUCUGAUGGUUAGAGGACCAUCUGAAACGUAGGGGCGAUGUUGUUGCGCACGUCAGUCCUUAGUAGAUUUUCCUUUUGUAAAUAAUAUUUUGUAACAUUUUACAAACGCGUGCAAUCGUUAGAAAACGUUACAGCGCCUGUAACUCUUAGCACUCCGGGAAUUAAAAAAAAUUAAAUUCAAAUGUGUAAGCCAUGCGUCUGAAGCCCCCCCCCCCAAACCCCCACCAUAAAAAUUAACUCUGUCCGUCCUCUGCGAAUCAAAAAGGAUGAGAACCGCCUCUCUAAGCAAUGGUUCCAUGAGUGUUGAUGGACCACCCCAAUUAUACAAUCCGGGUCAUUUUGUUAAUUCUGGACUAUAUAAACACUCACUGAAUGAUCUAUAGAACACUUGCGUAUUUUAUGACCAAUGUAGAAAUUGGACAAAUCAUUUCAUACAGAGGCCCUGUGAUCGUGCGUAUAGAAAACUUGUAAGAAAGUCCACUCUUGAUACAGCGAAUGACUCCUGUAUUGAUUUUCAACUUCAUUCAUUUUAAAAAGGAAAACGGCUGGUCUUGUAAUUGCUGCUGAGUGUAUGGGAUAAAAUGGUGGUUGGGGAAACGGGCGAUUUCUUGUACAUAAACACGUGUCAAGGAAAAACCAUUUUCCCAAAGUGUUGUCUCGAGCGUUACGAGGGUGUAUUUGUUGAUGUGGUAAUAAAUUGCGAAAUAUUCGGUAAGGUGGUGGCGCUACAGAGGCAGUACACAAUUCGCGUCCACUUACGUUUUAGUACACAGUUUAGAUACACUUACACAUUAGUACACAAUUCAGAUACACUUACACUUUAGUGCAGAAUUCAGAUAAUAACAUUUUAGUACAAAUUCAGAUAUACUUACAUUUUAGUACAUAAUUCAGAUAAAAUUACAUUUAGUACAUAAUUCAGAUAAAAUUACAUUUAGUACAUAAUUCAGAUACAAUUGCAUCUUAUUACAUAAUUCAGAUACACUUACACCUUAGUACACAAUUCAGAUACACUUAAACCUUAGUACACAAUUCAGAUACACUUACAUCUUAGUACACAAUUCAGAUACACUUACAUUUGCUAUUGCUUUGCAAUUCAUCGUGCAACUACUUCGACCCCAUAUUAAUCGUUCCAAAGUAAUUAAUUUAGAUGUAACGUACAAACAGCAUUCAAAUCUAACACAACAAUCAAAUCUAACACAAUAAUCAAAUCUAACAUAACAAUCAAAUCUAACAUAACAAUCAAAUCUAACACAACAAUCAUGUCUAACACAACAAUCAAAUCUAACACAGCAAUCAAAUCAAACACAACAAUCAAAUCUAACUAACAUAACAAUCAAAUUUAAAACAACAAUCAAAUAUAAAACAACAAUCAAAUUUAACACAACAAUCAAAUUUAACACAACAAUUAAUCUGACACAACAAUCAAAUCUAACACAACAAUCAAAUCUAACACAAUAAUCAAAUCUAACAAUACAAUCAAAUCUAACGCAACAAUCAAAUUUAACACAACAAUCAAAUCUAACACAACAAUCAUAUCUAGAACAAACAAUCAAAUGUAAAACAAAGUCCAAUCUAAAACAAUAACAACAUCUAAAACAAUAACAACAUCUAAAACAAUAACAACAUCUAAAACAAUAACAACAUCUAAACAAUAACAACAUCUAAAACAAUAACAACAUCUAAAACAAUGACAACAUCUAAAACAAUGACAACAUCUAAAACAAUGACAACAUCUAAAACAAUAACAACAUCUAAAACAAUAACAACAUAUCACGUAAUAUGAACGUUUAUAGAUGCACUUAAUGUAUAGUUUGCCCCCCCCCCCUUCCCCCAUACAGGAAUCUGUGACCCUUGGGACUCGCCGUCUGCUUAUCCAAGCCGAUGAACCACGCCCUGUACAAA
Messenger RNA from Lymnaea stagnalis (great pond snail), 5039 nucleotides. Lineage: Eukaryota; Metazoa; Mollusca; Gastropoda; Lymnaeidae. The record is from the annotation of a GenBank genome assembly.